AUGGAAGAGACGGAUGCGAUCAUGCCAACGUCACUCGAACUCACCCUGAGCAUCUCGUACUCGGGUCAAUCGCACUUCGUGACGAUGACGACAUCCUCGACCCUAUCCUCGCUCCAAGCCGAACUCGAACAGCACUUCAACGUGCCCGUGUCGGCUCAAAAGCUCUUGAUGAAAGGUCGUAAAUUGGAUACCACGAACCAAGACGUAACACUCUGCACCUUCAUUGGCACCUCGGCGUCGUCGUCGAGCUCGAGUUCAGCUUCGUCAGCGAUCAAGCUGCUCUUGAUAGGACCUCACUUCGACUCACUCAAGCAACUCCAACAACGUGACGAGCUUCAAGCAUCAAAACGAGCCGCAUUCGAAUACCACAAGGCCCACAGACCACCUCCCGUAGCCAAGACGGGUUCCGCAAAAUUCGCCAGUCUCGGCACGAUCGAGGAUCAAGGGGACAUGUACAAGUUCCAUAGGAUCGCACCCUUCCCACCGCAGGUCCCGUCGGAGCAAGCGAGGAAGAAGAUGUUGGACAAGUUGGAUCAGGAUCCGGGGGUCAAGUGGUUGAUGAAGCAGCAUCGAUUUGUGGUGGGAACGCUGUGAGUAGUUUGACUACCGAGACGGAGCAGGCGGUGGUGCAAGCCUUGGUCGAAGAAGGGGUUACUGAGAGGAAUCCAUACAACUCCACCAGUACCGAGCUACAUCCCCUCAAGGAUCCGACCAUCCUGGGCUUGAACAAGAACGCAGGACAAGAGAUUUGCUUGCGAUUGUUGACCGACGACCUGUCAGGUCUGUGCCAGUUCGUGUGAGGGCAGAUUGGAAAAGACCGCGACUUGACGAGAUGUUUCCCAAUAUACUCUCUUCAGGUACACGGGCCUAUCUGGACGUUCGAAAAGUGUUGCUGCACGAACUAGCGCAUAAUCGGUUCGGUCCUCAGUACGCAAUUGCUGCAUACGUCUUCCGACUGUCCUCUCAAGGCAAUACACUGACUCGUUCCUUCCCUCUCUACAGUGACAAUGAUUUCAAAGAGCUCAAUUCGUUACUCAAUCGCGAACUGAACGAAUACGAGACCAAACACGGCCUCAUCACGCCGGAAGGACUGAUCGCUCGUUCACGAGCCUGGGAACCCGAUCCUUCUCAACAAGAGAAGGAGGAACCCAAGCGGACUGCGAGGAGAUUGGACGAAGAGGAGGAAGAGAAGAGUCUGGCGUCGAGGGUGAGGGAUCUGAAGUGGAUAGAGGAGGAGGAAGUAGAGAUGAGGAGGGAGAGGGUCAGGAUUGCUGCGGAGGAGAGGAUGAGGAGGCAGGCGCAGGGAUGA
Molecule: messenger RNA, 1309 nt
Organism: Microbotryum saponariae
Lineage: Eukaryota; Fungi; Basidiomycota; Microbotryomycetes; Microbotryales; Microbotryaceae
Source: the annotation of a GenBank genome assembly